This is a messenger RNA of Cornus florida, 1911 nucleotides long. RefSeq lists its product as uncharacterized. Gene Ontology annotation, molecular function: GTPase activity; GTP binding. Lineage: Eukaryota; Viridiplantae; Streptophyta; Magnoliopsida; Cornales; Cornaceae. The record is from RefSeq and is a predicted model, not a curated record. Bases 309 to 1538 code for a protein of 409 amino acids. The transcript has 6 exons.
GGUGAGUGGUGACUGGGUAAUUGGUUACGGGCCUGGAAACCUGCUUUCAAGGUCGUACAACACGAUUGGGUUUUCUUUGAACUUGUUGGUUCUGAAGCAUUACGCUCAACUAUUGUGAUUUACAGCUACUACAAUUCGAAUUGGAGCUGUUAAUCUAUGGCUGAUAUUUGUAGUAGUAAUAGUAGUACUUUCAAAACCUGAGCUGUGAAGACUGGCAUAUUAUCACUAAACGAGCUAGGGUUUAGAAAAUUCAAUUUCAAGGAGCUCUGAUACUGAUAGUGAUACCAAAGUGAAGACCAAUCACACUAAUGGAUCAGCAAGUCGUCGCCGAUACAGAUUCGCUGGAUCAGAGACCCGGAAUCCUCAUCAUCGGAUCCUCUAACGUCGGUAAACGGACUCUUCUCUCCCGAUUACUCUCUGUGGAAUUUGAAGACUCUUCUGAUUCAUCAUCGGAUGUACUUGCCUAUGGGUGGACUAUCAAUACGAAGUAUUACACUGCUGAUGUUUCCAUAUGGAUGGCUCAUCUUCAGGAAGACUUUUCUAUUAUGGCCUUACCAGUAGUUGACCAGUUGGCUGCCUUGGUGAUGGUUUUCGACAUGAAUGAUCUAUCUUCUCUUGUUGCAAUUAAGGAUUGCGUUUCUCGCACUGAUAUUCAGAAGUUUGACAUAUUGUUAUGUAUUGGGAACAAAGUGGACCUUCUUCCAGGACAUGCAGCUCAUGUUGAGUACAGAAGACGCCUGCAGCAACAUGGAGAAUCCCCUGUUGAUUCUAAUCAAGAAUUUUAUGAUUUUGGAAUUUAUGAAUCCGAAGGAAGUAGCUUAUUAGGAGAUGAAGAACCAUCGUGGGAGAUUAAGAAGUCAUGUUUGGAAUGGUGCAGUGAACACAACAUUGAAUACAUUGAAGCUUGUGCAUCUAAUGCUGAUUUUGACAGAUGUUUAUCAGUUGAUGGCGAUUCACAGGGUGUAGAACGACUCUAUGGGGCUCUUUCUGCUCAUAUAUGGCCUGGAAUGAUCUUGAAAUCUGGCAAUAAGAUAACUGAACCAUCAUUACCUGAAAAGCAAGAGUUGUCAGAUGAAGAAUCAGACUAUGAAUUUGAUUAUGAAAUAUUAUCUGCGGGUUCAGCAGAACCAUGGGAUGACACAGAUGUAGGAUGGGUAUCUGCAAAUGGCUCUACUUCGGCCGCAGGUGCAGGGGGAUCAGUUGCUCAGACUAUUGAUGCUAAGGAAUGUGAUGGAGGGAAAGAAAUUAGGUCAGUUGGAGGAGAGCUGCAGUCCUCAGCUUCAGUAUCCCAGCUGCAAACACAGAGUGACAGUGAAAUAGUGCCCAAAGUACAUGAGCCUGACAAAGCCUCAGAGCCUGAUGAGGAUACGCAUUAUGACUUUGAGGAUUUGGAACAGUUGAUGUCAGAGAUCGGGAACAUGCGUGACAACUUGAGAUUGAUGCCUGAUUUCCAAAGGAGGGAAAUGGCAGCAAAGGUGGCUAUGAAAAUGGCUUCUAUGUUUGGCGACAGCAGUGGUGAUGAAGGGGGAUUUGAUUGAUAAGAGGACAUAUUUGCUCUGUGUUUCUCCUUGUGCAGCUUAAGAUUUUCGCAAGAGAUACUUACGGUUACGACCCAGACUAGGAAAACCUACAUAACUCUUUCAGGUCAGUGCAAAUGUUUGAAAUGUACUCUGCUAUAGAUGAGCAAGUAUCUCGGAUGAAUUUGUAGCUAUGAAAUCUAAUAGUCAUCACUGUACUGGCGAUUUGACUGACCAUUUUGAUGAAAAAUAUAUGCUAAGUUGAACAUGUUAAAUCAAAGGUGGCUCAAGAUUUUACAUCUGCCACGGUUGAACCUAGGAAAUGCCAGAAAUUUUAUGUUGUACCAAUUGUUCACAAAGAAAGUCAAAAGUCAGGAAUGUGUCCUUUCUAUUA